Candidula unifasciata is the source of this 2506-nucleotide messenger RNA. Lineage: Eukaryota; Metazoa; Mollusca; Gastropoda; Stylommatophora; Geomitridae. The record is from the annotation of a GenBank genome assembly.
GACAACACAGUACACACCGUAUCAGGCAGAACUAGCCCAAGGUCGGCUGGAGAGCUUGCUCAACUACCAAACCAUGAUUGCUGAUCUGACAGCCCUGCCAGUGUCAAAUGCUUCACUUUUGGAUGAAGGCACAUCUGCUGCAGAAGCCAUGUCAUUGUGCCAAAGACAGAAUAAGAGGAAAAAGUUCUUUGUUGAUGAGAAAUGCCAUCCUCAGACAAUUCUGGUUGUCCAGACAAGAGCUGGACCACAAGAUAUAGAAGUAGUGAUUGGUUCAUGGAAGACAGUUGAUCUCAGCAACAAGGACUAUUGUGGUGCCUUAGUGCAGUACCCAGACACAGAUGGAACAGUGCAGAACUUUUCAUCCUUUGUGGAUCAGGCUCAUCAGUGUGGGACUCUAGUAGUUGCAGCCACUGAUCUUUUGGCCACCACUCUGAUGAAGCCUCCUGGUGACCUUGACUUUGAUAUUGCUGUUGGAACCAAUCAGAGAUUUGGUAUUCCCAUGGGAUAUGGAGGUCCGCAUGCUGGAUUUUUUGCCUGCAAGCAAAAAUUUAUGAGAAUGUUGCCAGGGAGAGUCGUGGGUAUAACAAGAGAUUCUGCUGGACGGCGAGCAUUAAGACUUGCACUGCAAACAAGAGAACAACACAUUAGACGAGAUAAGGCAACCAGUAACAUAUGUACAGCUCAGGCUUUGCUGGCCAACAUGUCUGCCAUGUAUGCUGUUUAUCAUGGCCCAAAAGGCUUAAAGCACAUUGCCAGGAAGGUGCAUCAUAGUGCUAUAAUACUUGCUGAAGGAAUCAGAAAAAGUGGACACACAGUUACAUCUUCAGCAUAUUUUGACACAGUCAAGUUUCAGCCAAAGGGUGGUCAGGAAGACAUUAAACAGCGAGCAGAAAAGAAGAAAAUAAAUUUGCGUUACUACCCAGAUGGACAAUUUUUCCAGCUAGAUGUACAGAGGUUGCUUGCCCAAGUUGCUGACUUGGCUCAAGAAAUUGGGGAGCAACCUGCUGCAAGUCUGGAAAAUGGAGAGUUUGCACGGACCAGUAGCUUUCUCACACAUCCAGUAUUUAACAGCUACCAAUCUGAAACAAGAAUUGUUCGGUACAUGAAACUCUUGGAAAACAAAGACUUAUCCUUGGCUCAGGCCAUGAUUCCCUUAGGGUCCUGCACAAUGAAGCUCAACAGUACAACUGAAAUGAUGGCAUGCUCAUGGCCAGAAUUUGCAUCACUGCAUCCAUUUAUUCCAAAUGAACAAGCUGCUGGCUAUCACAGGAUGCUGGAAGAGCUAGAGAAAGAUCUCUGUGAGAUCACAGGCUAUGAUCGUAUUUCCUUCCAGCCGAACAGUGGUGCUCAAGGAGAAUAUGCUGGCCUCAUGACAAUUCUGUCUUAUUUUCAGUCACUUGGUCAGUCCCAGAGAAAGGUCUGUCUUAUACCAAUCUCGGCUCAUGGUACCAACCCUGCAAGUGCUCAGAUGGCGGGGAUGAAAAUUCAGCCCAUUAAUGUCAACCGCAAGGGAGCGAUAGACAUGAAACACAUGAAGGAAAAUUUGGAAAAAUACAAGAAUGAGCUAGCCUGCUCUAUGAUCACAUAUCCCUCAACACACGGUGUAUUUGAUGAAGACAUCAGAGAGAUUUGUGACCUGACUCAUCAUUUUGGUGGGCAGGUAUACUUGGAUGGAGCCAAUAUGAAUGCACAGGUUGGCAUUUGCCGUCCUGGAGACUAUGGCUCUGAUGUGUCCCACCUCAAUCUUCAUAAAACAUUUUGUAUUCCACAUGGUGGAGGUGGUCCAGGAGCUGGGCCCAUUGGAGUGAAGGCACAUUUGGCACCAUUUCUCCCAACAAAUCCUGUGACCCCACCAAAAGGUACUGAUAGUGGCUUAUCAUUUGGAAGUGUCUCAUCUGGACCAUAUGCUAAGGGACUGAGGAAAGCUUCCCAGGUCGCCAUCUUAAAUGCUAAUUACAUGAGCAAGAGGCUUGCUGGCCAUUAUAAAACUCUCUACACAAAUGAAGCAGGUUUCUGUGCACAUGAGUUCAUCAUAGACUGCAGAGAGUUCAAGAAAACAGCCAAUGUGGAAGCUAUUGACAUUGCCAAAAGAUUGCAGGACUAUGGUUUUCAUGCACCAACAUUAUCUUGGCCUGUAUCUGGAACUCUGAUGGUGGAACCAACUGAAUCAGAGGACAAACUGGAGUUGGAUAAUUUCUGUGAUGCUCUGAUCAUGAUUCGUGAUGAGAUCCGCGCAAUUGAACUAGGACACUGGGAUAGAGAUCUGAAUCCAGUCAAGAUGUCACCACAUUCACAAGCUGAUGUCAUUGUUGGAAAGUGGGACAGACCUUACUCGCCAGAAACUGCAGUAUUUCCAGCUGCAUUUGUGCAACCUGGCACCAAAUUUUGGCCGACAGUUUCACGGAUUGAUGACAGCUAUGGGGACCAGAAUUUAAUGUGCACCUGCCCACCUGUCACUGACUACAUAUCAACAGAUAAAGAAAAAUGUGAUGCUGCAGUUAUAUAG